CUUGCCUCCUCCUAUAUCUCUUCUCAUUUAUUCACCAACUCCUUCACAUUCUAUAUAUACUCCCCUAGGAGAUGAAUGCAUGGAUUCAACUAAUUGAAAAAUAAAAACAUAUACCAAGAAAGUUUUGAGUUCUAUUUGCUCAUGGGUUCUUGGGUUCGCACCAUCACCACCCCCUUCAAAAAAGUUGGCACCAUCUUCAACCCACCAAGAGACAAGAAGCCUCAACCAGGGCAUGACCUCAAUGGAAUGAAGCUCCAAGGGGAGGUGAUGGCUUGCACUUAUGAAGAUGUUCAAGUGAUGUGGUCCAUCCUAGACAAGUCCAAGUCCAUGGACCGCAACUCAAGCUCAUGAACGGGGUUCGACGAACCAAGUCAUUAGGUACAAGAAUGGAUUUGAUGGUACGUGUAAUAGAAAGGAGAGUAUUGGUGUUCUCAUGAUUGUGAUCAGUUGACAUGUACGUUGCUUCAAUGUAAUCCCCAUGGAUACUUAUAAUCUAUGGUGAGAUUUUUUAGUUGUAAUUUAAUGUGCAAUUUAGAGCUGGGUUAAUUAAUUAUGUUCCACAAUCAACCAA
Molecule: messenger RNA, 571 nt
Organism: Asparagus officinalis (garden asparagus)
Lineage: Eukaryota; Viridiplantae; Streptophyta; Magnoliopsida; Asparagales; Asparagaceae
Exons: 2
Coding region: 142-351 (69 amino acids)
Source: RefSeq, a predicted model, not a curated record